AUGUCCAAGACUACACUCGCUACUAUGGCCUGCCUGGGCGCAGGCGGUGGUGCCGCCAUCACCGCUACUCUCUUUGCCCUCCGAGGUGGUAAGCGCGUCGAGGAGACCAACACUCUAGCUACACCUCCUCCAUCGACAUCAAACUCAUUCGCUGCCCUUUCAGCUCCUACCGCCUCGCCCUCCAUUCCUCCCGCCCAGGUCUUUGGCCCACCCGCCUCUGCCCCGCCUCCCAACUUUCCCGUCGACAUCAACGCUAUCGUCAACCCCGCCGGUCUCUUCGAAUAUGGCUUCCCUGGUCCUGUCGCCGAUGUCGCCAACCGCUCUGGCCUUGUCUCCGCCUACGACCGCCGUCUGCGAAACCCCCACUGGGUCGUCGAACAUAUCACACGUGAAUCUCUUGCUAUCCGCGAGGGUGACCGAAAGCACAGCCAUUUCGUCGAAGAUGAGUCUGUGCCCGCAAAGUUCCGCGCUGGCUUGAAGGACUAUUAUCGCAGUGGCUUUGACCGUGGUCAUCAGGUUCCUGCUGCUGACUGCAAAUGGUCCCAGAAGGCUAUGGACGAUACCUUUUACCUUUCAAACAUGUGCCCUCAGGUUGGCGAUGGCUUUAACCGUGACUACUGGGCGCACUUUGAGGAUUUCUGCCGUCGCUUGACUGUCAGGUACCCUUCCGUUCGCAUCGUCACAGGCCCUCUUUACCUGCCCAAGAAGGAAGCCGAUGGCAAGUGGUAUGUCAAGUAUGAGAUGAUCGGAAACCCUCCUUCUGUCGCUGUGCCCACACACUUCUACAAGGUGAUUUUCGCCGAGGAUGGUCGUGCUGGUGGAAAUGUUGCCCUGGGCGCUUUCGUCCUUCCUAACGCACCUAUCCCCAACUCCAAGCCUAUUACCGACUUCGAGGUUCCUCUCGAGGCUGUCGAGCGUGCUAGUGGACUCGAGUUCGCCGACAAGCUUCCUCCUCAGCGAAGACGCCGUUUAUGUGCUGACCACACAUGUGCUCUGGUGAUCAAGGAGUACGCGGAUAAGCAAAAGGCCUUCCCUAAGAAGUAA
This is a messenger RNA of Fusarium coffeatum, 1044 nucleotides long. RefSeq lists its product as uncharacterized. Bases 1 to 1044 code for a protein of 347 amino acids. The transcript has a single exon. Gene Ontology annotation, molecular function: nucleic acid binding; metal ion binding; RNA endonuclease activity. Gene Ontology annotation, cellular component: nucleus; mitochondrial inner membrane. The record is from RefSeq and is a predicted model, not a curated record. NCBI's taxonomy places the organism in Eukaryota, Fungi, Ascomycota, Sordariomycetes, Hypocreales, Nectriaceae. Gene Ontology annotation, biological process: apoptotic DNA fragmentation.